Molecule: messenger RNA, 588 nt
Organism: Mycena indigotica
Lineage: Eukaryota; Fungi; Basidiomycota; Agaricomycetes; Agaricales; Mycenaceae
Exons: 2
Coding region: 52-588 (178 amino acids)
Source: RefSeq, a predicted model, not a curated record
GGGCAGUUUUGCGCACUUGGAUGCUGCCCACCCAGAGCUUCCAGGUCGAACAUGCACUGGACACCAUAUAUAUCUCUUGGCAGCCACUCGCCGUCACGUAACGCCAUCCGUUUGUGCCACAUGAACAAGAAAUUUGGAUUUGUUCUUGAUAUCGAGGGUGCGGUGAGAAGACUCCACACAACCUUUACCCUCCCCGAAGAUCUCGACCCUGAGGAAGGGGACCGGCUGGACAUUCGUUAUGGAUGGCGCUUGAACGCCCAGCAGCAGGACGACCUGUUUGACUGGAUCGCCGCGCGCGUUCACACCGACAGUCUCUAUUCUGUGUACGAUGACCCAGCCAAACCGAACAAGAUGCGCAAUUUAUUCGAGUAUGGGCACAUGUUUGCAGAGGCGCAUGGCAAGCUCGUCGGCGGGGUGUUCGGCUGCUGGAUUGUCCGGGAAGACAACAAGUUUGGAGGCGGUGUUAUGUUCUGGAUUGACAACAACAACACCUUCCCCGAAGAUCGUUACAGAGAGGACGAAUAUAAAGAUUUGGCGGAAGCGUUGGGCGUCACAGAGGCGCCUCGGUGGUACUGCGCAAUCAGCUAG